CCCCACCCCUACCCAAGAGUUUAGGAAUCUAAUGUCAUGUUUCACUUCCUUGUUUUUUUAUAGUUCUUAGCAAGCAUGUUUGUGAAUACAUUUCUGCCUGCUAGAGCCUGUUGGUAUCUAUAAGAGCGCAGAUGAUCCUGGUUCCAGUCACAUUUUACUACCUAUUUCAUGCAUUUUACUUCCAGUCCCAAAAAAUCACUGGGUGAGGGUUGGGGGGUUUUUUCUUCAGGCUAUAUGGCUGCAUUGAGAAGUUGUUUUUCGAAGAAACAACUUAAAAGACAACAGAAAGAAAAAUGGUCAUUCAGAGUGGGCAAGCAAGUGCUGUUAUAUGGUGAAAAAAACUGUGGGAAAACAACUGUCAUUAAGCAGCUUAAUUACUGGAACUACGGUGUUGUGUACGAUGACUACAAGGAAGUCAUUAAGGAAAUUAACAGCAUCGUAAGGAAUGCAGUGUUGUGUAUUAUAUCCAAGCUGAGUCAAGAAGAUCCACUAGUUGAAAUGACUGAGCCAGAAACACAGUGCCAUGUGGAGUACAUUGAAUCCCGCAAAGAUCAGUGGAGUACUUUGUCCGCUGAUUUUUUUGAACAUGCUAAACCUCUUUGGCAGGACGAAGGUGUGAAGGAGUGGUUUAUGCAGUCACCUGAAUAUGGAGCUAUGAGUUUUGCAAAGUACUUUCUGGACAGACUGGACAUAAUAAAGCAAACAGACUAUGUUCCAACAGUGCAGGAUUAUUUUUGGUGUAAAUCAAAAUUCGCAAGCAGACCAGACCCAGACUUUAUGAUCAGAGAAUGGCCGUAUACAUGCUCCGUAACAAAACUUCUACUCCAUGCUAUUCUUGAUUCACACAUGUUCAUUGUCGUAAUUGACUGCAGCAGGUUUGAUGAAUAUAAUGACAAUUAUUCGAAGCUUAAGGAUCUAAUUUCCAUGCUGAAAUCCAUUAACAACGCAGCAACAAGGUAA
Messenger RNA from Protopterus annectens (West African lungfish), 960 nucleotides. RefSeq names its product guanine nucleotide-binding protein G(s) subunit alpha-like. The coding region runs from base 169 to 960 and encodes 263 amino acids. Gene Ontology annotation, biological process: adenylate cyclase-modulating G protein-coupled receptor signaling pathway. Gene Ontology annotation, molecular function: guanyl nucleotide binding; G protein-coupled receptor binding; G-protein beta/gamma-subunit complex binding. The transcript is spliced from 9 exons. Gene Ontology annotation, cellular component: heterotrimeric G-protein complex. NCBI's taxonomy places the organism in Eukaryota, Metazoa, Chordata, Ceratodontiformes, Protopteridae. The record is from RefSeq and is a predicted model, not a curated record.